Messenger RNA from Dothidotthia symphoricarpi CBS 119687, 2085 nucleotides. RefSeq lists its product as uncharacterized. Bases 1 to 1890 code for a protein of 629 amino acids. NCBI's taxonomy places the organism in Eukaryota, Fungi, Ascomycota, Dothideomycetes, Pleosporales, Dothidotthiaceae. Gene Ontology annotation, biological process: RNA processing. Gene Ontology annotation, molecular function: ribonuclease III activity. The transcript is spliced from 4 exons. The record is from RefSeq and is a predicted model, not a curated record.
AUGACUAGCCCUAUGAGUCGACAAGAGCGUAUUCAGAGGGCAGAGACGACUCUGGGAUACAUUUUCACCGACAAAUAUAUCCUUGUUCGGGCACUCACAUCACCUGGAGUAGAAGAGAGGGAUCAUGACGGGAACAGAGUGCUCGCUCGGUUGGGAAAGCCACUGAUCGAACUUUACGCAAUUCAUAAGAAGCUUCUGGUUGGGGCUUCAGCAGAUGCAAUGGACGAGAGCUCGUCCAAGGCUCUGACUAUGACAAGACAUGAAGCAAUCGCCAAGAAUUCAGGUCUAGAUGCACAAAUAGCCUACUGUCCACGGCAAGCAAGAGCUUCACCUAAGACGUUAAGCUUAGCUAUCCGCGCAUUGGUAGGAGCCAUAUGGCUGGAUUCCGCAAAGCGGUUUGAUGUCGUGUUCCAAGUCAUGGAUAGACUAGGCCUUUCGGUAGAACAGCAGAUAUGUCCCCAUCCAAAGGGUCUCCCCCGGACCGACGGGAGUCAAAGGGGCAAUCCGAAUUCUGUCUCACAAUCUGAGGACUUUCAAAUGGGCCUCUUUGUUGAUCUCGAUCUUGCUGGCGCAAGUUUUACUUGUGGUACUUCCAGCGAAGCUGCACAUGAGCCAUGCAAUUCGACAAUGCAUUCCAGUGGCACUGAAUACGUCACUCACGCAGUCAAUGCUCUUGAUGGCACAAUGCAAAUGUUGACUCAUUGCGACUUCCAAGAAACCAGUGCACAGCGUAGACCAGAGUUCGAACACUGGAAUAGGGAAGGAAUUUCACCGUACGAGAUCGAGCAAGUUUCUCAUGCUCAUCCACGAAACAAUACGCAACUCGCAAUGCCGUAUACAUUCGAGUCGGCCGAGCUACUAGGGGGAAAGCAGGACACAUCGCGAGUAGACAGGGUUUCAAGCGCACUCCACACUGGAAAUAAACCUCUGGGAAGGAAGUCGCAAUGGGAGAACACAGACGCUCCAAAACGCCACAAGAAAACAGUCAAUGAUGGGAUGGCUGUAGAGUGUUACAUCUCGGAAGAAAAGGCCAAAUACGAGCGUUUGGCAUUGCAGUUUCCAGCUCGGAUCUACGUUCUCCCAGAAUCGAUGUUUGCAGACAACAUCGUGGGAAAGGAUGAGCACCUUAGUAUCGCUAGAUGUUUGUUCGCAGGAGUAGGCAGUUGCGAGUCACUUGUAGUCCUGCAAGCUUGCCUUAUCCACGGUAGAGAGAAGGUUCCGGAAGAUGAAGUCGAUCCCUUGCGCCCACUUCCUCUGGCGCAGAGGAUACAGAUGAUUGAGAGCCUUGGAGCAAAAAUCGCGUACUACGAGCUUCUGCGACGAUGUCACAUCCUCAGUCUCUACAAUGAACACGCAGCUGCCGAGCUUAUACAAGAUGAUCCAUUCAUCGUCCAUACAGAUGAACGAUGCUUCUCCGUAAGCGGACGAAAGUGCGGCAAUCCGCGGAACCGUGCUGCAGCGGAGAUAACGCUUGCAAUGUCUGGAGACCUGCAGUAUACUGCGCUAAACCAACCGGGUUCAGAAAGAGUGUAUUCCAAGUUCAAGAGAUAUCGGAAACUUGGAGAACGUUUUCGUUUGCUGACUCAUACGUUUGGGUCUGGAAUGAUGGGGCUAUUACCGCCGUCGUCGCCUGACCUGACAACAGUCACCAUGACAGAUGACAUGCUUCUGCGACUACCAGACCCGGUCUUCAAACAUCUUAUCAAGGUCAUCGAUCAAAAUCAAGGAGACAAAUUACGCCAAUUUGCAAAGGUGGUCGAAAAAGUUAUGGCAACUAUGUUUUCCAGCGCACUCGGUAAGACUGAGCCGUUUGCGAUCGAAAGCGUAGACAAAGAGAAGAUGUUGAGUCUUCCUAAAGGCUCAACACAGCUGUUGAUCCUGAUCUCUUAGGGUUUACAACAUAUAAGUUGUUCUAAGACUGGCAAGUUGUGCUUUGAAGUCUUUGAGCCGGCUUUGGUCCAGGCAUAUAGUGCGCCUCUCGGUCACGGAAAGAAUUGAGAAUGAAACAAGACUCUACUUGGCAGAACAGUAAUAGUCUUAUAGAUUUAUAGACUGCAUCAAACUCAUACUAGACGCAAACAAACC